GGAUCGUCGAUGCCGUCCUUGGCUACUCGCUGCAUUCGUCCCUCUUUCCCAUCAUACUAUACCAUCUCAGAUACCAAGCAGGUCGACGCUACUGCCCAAAGAUGGCAGAGACACUCGUCGAGAUACCCAGUGUGUCGCGCCUCUCGCCACGGGUGAUACGCAUCCUUGGACAGAAUCCCGGCAAGUUCACAUUACAAGGCACCAAUACCUACCUCAUAUCAUCGCCGGAAAAGUCCAGCCCCUCGGCCGAGAGUGUGCCCUCGAUCCUCAUCGACACAGCAGAGGGAGCUCCAGAAUAUCUCGACCUUGUCAAGAAGGUCCUGACGGGUCAACACGCCGACACUGGCUCUCAAAAGCGUCAUAUUACCGACAUAAUCCUCACACAUUGGCAUCAUGACCACGUCAAAGGUCUACCCUCGGUCCUCAAGACCAUAGCAGAUCUCUCCCAUCAACCCCCCAAGAUUCAUAAGUUCCCGAACCAAGAUCAGGACCCGUCCAUUCAGAGCAGCAUCGAGGGAUCAUCGUCUGCCAGUAGCCUUGCAGCACUAAAUGACGAGGCAAUUAUGCAAGCAGGCAGUAGCGCUUCCCUCCGCGCUCUGCACACGCCGGGACAUACUACGGACCACCUCUCCUUCCUUCUAGAGGAAGAGGGCAUCUUCUUCAGCGGAGACAACGUCCUCGGUCAGGGUACCUCAGUCUUCGAAGAUCUAGGCGCAUACAUGGGCAGUCUCGACAGGUCACUGAAAGUCUUGGAGCAGGCUGGUGCGCCAGAGGGUGGAGCUGGCGAGGAGAAUAAGAUCUUCCCCGCUCAUGGCCCCGUCAUCGAGGAAGGUAGGAAGAUGAUCAAAACGUAUCGCAGUCAUCGAUUGGACAGGGAGAAGCAGGUAUUGCAGCUGUUGGGCGAGAGCAGUCCCAGCGGGAAGAAGGAUGAAGAGACGGGAUCGCCCGUGUGGACCGUCAUGGACCUGGUAGGGAAGCUCUAUGCUGCAUAUCCCGAGGCCCUCUAUCCAGCAGCAGCCAGGGGCAUCUUCCUCCAUCUGCACAAGCUCGGCGCAGAGUCAAAGGUCAAGUGCACAGGAGCAGAUGGAACCUUUCUGCCCCCGGUGACUCCGCUGAAGGUGGAGUACAUGGAGCUAAGCUGGUCCCCGUCUUCCUCAGCCACAAGCGGGCCUGGCAAGCUGUGAUAGAUGGAUAGUAGCAGCUCGUUCAAUGUCUAAAAUUACAGAUGUCUUCCUCGUCUCGCCCUGCAUAUCGUAUCACCGUGCCCAGAGUCGACUAGGCAAAAGAGACCGUCUUGUACUUCUUGGGUGGCUGUGCCUUGAGUGGUCCUUUCACCUUCCUAGCUUUGGCCUCUUCGUCAUCUGAAUCAUAUGCCGAGACGU
Messenger RNA from Microstroma glucosiphilum, 1382 nucleotides. RefSeq names its product Metallo-hydrolase/oxidoreductase. The transcript has 4 exons. Gene Ontology annotation, biological process: secondary metabolite biosynthetic process. Bases 102 to 1184 code for a protein of 360 amino acids. NCBI's taxonomy places the organism in Eukaryota, Fungi, Basidiomycota, Exobasidiomycetes, Microstromatales, Microstromataceae. The record is from RefSeq and is a predicted model, not a curated record.